GCCAGGCUGCAGGUCGCUCGCUCGCUCGCCCUUCUCCUGCUGCCGGGGGCCAUGUGAGCCGGCGGGGCCGAGCGGAGGGCAGCGCACGGGGGGCCGGGAGCGGAGCCGCAGCCAGCAUGGAGCGCAGGAAAGUCUUCGUGGUGCUCGAUGUGCUCUGCGUGGUGGUCGGGGGUGGGGAGAGACGGCCGUGGAUCCUGCUCCAAAGAAUUGGACAGCUGGGCUGUUUAAGAAAUCCCAUCUGGAGUGGAAAGGCCAAAGCUUCCCUGCCCUUCGUCAUCCUCACUCUGGUGAACUCUCCGUACGAGCGCGGAUUCUACUGCAACGAUGACUCCAUCCGCUACCCCUACAGGCCAGACACCAUCACCCACGGGCUCAUGGCGGGAGUCACCAUCACCUGCACCGUCCUCAUUAUCUCCGCGGGCGAGGCCUACCUGGUGUACGCUGAGCAGCUCCACUCCAAGUCCGAGUACAACAACUACCUUGCCGCCCUCUACAAGGUCGUGGGAACGUUCCUCUUCGGCGGGGCCGUCAGCCAGUCUCUGACCGACCUGGCCAAGUACAUGAUCGGCCGGCUCCGGCCCAACUUCUUGGACGUCUGCGACCCCGACUGGUCCAAGGUGAACUGCUCCGUCUACAAGCAGCUGGAGAACGUGUGCCGGGGGAACUCCAGGAACAUCACCGAGUCCAGGUUAUCCUUCUAUUCCGGACACUCCUCCUUCGGGAUGUACUGCAUGGUGUUCCUGGCACUGUACGUCCAGGCCCGGCUGAUUGGGAAAUGGGCCCGGCUCCUGCGCCCCACAAUCCAGUUCUUCCUAAUCGCCUUCGCCAUCUUCGUGGGCUACACCCGGGUCUCUGACUACAAGCACCACUGGAGUGAUGUGCUGGUGGGGCUCCUCCAAGGGGCGCUCAUUGCCAUCCUCAUUGUCCGCUAUGUCUCUGACUUCUUCAAGCAGCGUCCGCCUCUGCAGUGUGAGGAGGACCCGGAGCACAAACCCAGCUUACCGCUGACCAGGAGCGAGCCCGAUCGCAACCACUACAGCUAUCCGGGAGCUCCCUGAGCCGCGGGAGCUGUGGGGGGCAGCGCUGCUGGACAGCUGAUGGCUAAUCCCAGGCCCCACCAGGCUGCCUGCCAGGGCUUUGAGGGGGGAACCCCGGUUAAUUGGUUCCACGGCUAAUGAGUUCCUUAUUACUGUGUAGUGCCACGGCACCCGAGGGACCCCCCGGGGGGAACCAAGCAAAGACUUUUUUAAUGCUCAUAUGGAGCGCUGUGCGGUAACCAGCCCUCCUGCCUCUCAGCUCCAGGGGCUUGGAUCCCUCCAUGAGUGGGUGGGUGCAUCUCAUGCUUCCGAGGGUGGCUUUCCAGCCCUGUGUGUGGAAGAGGCACAGGGGUGGGACUGCUUGUGAAGCGAAGAGUAAACUCCAUGGGAAGCCUGAGGUGGUGUGGUGCUGAGAGCGUCAAAUUAUAUUCGUGUUGAUGACUCCAGAUCCUCGCUGGGACAUCACCAGGAGGCCAAUGCCACCAGAACAUUGCUGGGCUAACGAUUUGAACCCGAGUUCUUCUCUGCAGCUUGGUCACCUUAAAAUAUUCCCAGUACUCAGCAGCCGAUGCAAAUGAUCGAUGCCUGGGGAGGGUCUGCUCCCAUCACUCCUGACCCCGCCGCACCGGGGUGAACUGCCGCCUGAAUUUGUGAGGUGCCCUGGACGCUCCAUAGGAAACUCUCUGCAGCCGCCUCAGCUGAUUUUUUAAUGGGGGGGAUGGAGAUGGGGAGAGGGGGGAAAAUCUUCUGUGGUAAAGGAAAUAAAUUGCAGUCUGGAGAUGGGCACGGAUUCUGGCCCUUUGAGAAAGCAUGUUACCUGGUCCAGCUCCUGCUAACAACCUCGCCUCUACCACACAGCUGCAUCUGGCACCAAGGAUACUUGGGCCUCCUUUUAAACUACAUAAAUUUUCAUGAUGAUGCGUUUUUUGUAUUCAGUGUGUUUUUUAUUUUUAAAUUAGAUCAUCCUGAAAGAA
Messenger RNA from Chelonoidis abingdonii (Abingdon island giant tortoise), 2011 nucleotides. RefSeq names its product phospholipid phosphatase 2 (gene PLPP2). NCBI's taxonomy places the organism in Eukaryota, Metazoa, Chordata, Testudines, Testudinidae. Gene Ontology annotation, cellular component: plasma membrane. Gene Ontology annotation, molecular function: phosphatidate phosphatase activity. Gene Ontology annotation, biological process: signal transduction; phospholipid metabolic process; phospholipid dephosphorylation. The record is from RefSeq and is a predicted model, not a curated record.